Molecule: messenger RNA, 11462 nt
Organism: Zootoca vivipara (common lizard)
Lineage: Eukaryota; Metazoa; Chordata; Lepidosauria; Squamata; Lacertidae
Source: RefSeq, a predicted model, not a curated record
CUCGCGCGAAGGGAAUGCGUGGCGCGCGCGAGGAAGCGAAGGUGUCAAGGGAAGUGGGGCGCGUCUCGCGUCAGGCACCUGUGGCGACGUUCUCUGUGGGAAAAGGGCGCUUUUUCCCUCUCAGCCUUUUUUCUAUGGUGGUCCUUAAGUUUCCACCCAGGAACGUCCGAGCCCUAAAAAAAAGUCUCUUGGAUAGAAUCCCACCGUGUUACUCUCCCCCCCCCACGCCCCCGGUUUGGCUUGCGGAUUAGGGACGGGAGGUAAAGCGACGUAACCGUCAGACAUUUGCCUAAGCAUCCAGUACAGCUGGCCGCGCGCUGGGGUCGUUGCCAGAGGGUUUUUGCUGGCUCUCCGAGGUUUGUUUUCCUGUCAGGCAUAUGAUGAAGUAGGCUGUUGCCUGUGGGCGCUUGGAUAAUAAGGGGGCGGGGGGCGCAUGUCAACAAGGCAGUUUCUCGGUCCGACAGCAAUAGGCAGUAGCUGUCCCAUACGGGGAUCAAACCUGCAACCUUGGGGUUAUCAGCACCACAUUCUAACCAACAGCUGUCUGGAGAUACUGUACAUAAUUCACCAUGCUGAAGCUAAGCAGGUCUGGACCUGGUUAGUGACUGGUUGGGUGACUGGCUGGGAUCUACACUGGUGCCACAUCAUGUUCCAUGGCAGAAGAGAGGCAGGAUAUAAAUGCAGGACAAUAAAUAUCACUAGGAAACUUGGUAUGUAUGCUUCCAAAGUAACUCUUACACUGCAAAUUGAUAUCUGAAGGGAGGCAUCUCAAAUAUUUUUGCUUUGCUAACUUGCAUAGAUAUUCAACUUUCUCCAGUGCUAGGGUGGGGCUGGCAAAGCACAAUCUGAGCUCUGCUUCAGGCAGCAAAAAAACUUUGGCCCACUUAGACCCAGGAGGCACAAUUUCCCACUGACUUUCCAGGUAGAGACUUUAAAUAUAUCAGGCAUACUGAGCCAAUGCAUGACAUUGUAGGCCAAUGUGGCUCCAACUAGUUCCAGAUGGAAUAACCAAUGGUCAGGGGUGAUGGGGAGAGAUCAGGAGAGCACCAUGUUGGCUACCCCUGCUGUAAGAUAUACAAGCACUAGGCCAGGCAUCCCCAAACUGCGGCCUUCCAGAUGUUUUGGCCUACAGCUCCCAUGAUCCCUAGCUAACAGGACCAGUGGUCGGGGAAGAUGGGAAUUGUAGUCCAAAACAUCUGGAGGGCCGAAGUUUGGGGGUGCCUGCACUAGGCCAAGCCUACCAAGGCAAGGAAAAAUAAUAUGGCAUAACAGUGUGUGAUCACUAGCCCAUGAUGCCCAGUGUUGCCUAUUUGAACUUGCAGCAGCUCUCAACGGGGUCUCAGGCUGGGGCUGAGCCGCUACAUGAAAUUCCGAAAGCUGCAUUGACCCUGGAUAGCUCAGCUGGUUGGAGCGUGGUGCUGAUAUUACCAAGCUUGCAGGUUAGGGACAGCUGCAUAUUCCUGCAUUGCCAGGGGUUGGACUAGAUGAUCCUCAGGAUCCCUUCCAACUCUAUGCUUCUAUGAAGAUGGCAGUGGUUGAACCUGGAACCUUCCAUUAGUGAUUCCUGUUUAGCAGCAGCAAUCCAUGCAGAUAAUACAGUCGAAAACAAUAGUACAAAUGUUACCACACCCAUUAUAGCAUCUGUUCCUUUCAUUUAUGCACCAUCACUAGAAAGUUGGCCUUGGAACAUGAGCAGUCUGUUCCAUCAAUCCCAUUUUCACCCCAUGAAUAAAAUGGGUAACUUGAAGGGCUGGUGUUCUGGGCUGCAUCAUCUGUGGGGAUUGAUCCCUGCAUAUUCCUGCUUUGAGAAGGUGAUGAUCCUCAGGGUCCCUUCCAGCUCUAUGAUUCUACGUGCACCUCAAUGUGCAAAGGAAACAUUGCAGCCUUUCCUAAUCUUCUUGAAAAUGGCUGUGGACGACGCUUGUGUGUGAGGCACAGAAGUGUGUCCUGAAUAAAUUUAUGUCAGCUUUUCUUCUGAUAUCUCAGUCUUCAAGGGAGAUACUUUACAAGCAAGCAAAGUAUGCUGAAUAGAGAAGUUAAACCAAUAGCCUCACUUUGAAGCAAUUUAUGUAUACCGCAGAUGGAACAGACAAGACCAGUAGCAGGAAGGCAUCUACUGCACAUGCUAUAGAGAGAAACAAGGGGCAGAUGCGGCUCAUCAAACUGGGAAAGGUAGCCCAUCUAGAAGAAGGAAAAUUCUGAUCCUAAACCCCCACUGCCUAUACUCAUUUGUUAGGAAGGCUUUGGGAAUAAAGUGAGUGUCUAAGUACCAAAGACUAUCCAGGGAGGGCCCAAACAGAUAUAUUAAAUCUGUGACAGAAGGCAUCUAACUUGUCUCUUCUUUUGUUUUAACAAUAGAAGCAUUGGGGUCCACAGAGGAGGGUCAGGGAUAUAGCACAUGGGAAGAGGGCUUUAACCCUUCCCCUACAUUGCAGUCCCCAAUGAAAAAGAAACCUCCAAUCUGCUGUGAGGUGCCAGUGGUGCUGUGGCGCUGUGGUCUCAACCACUGAGCCUCUUGGGCUUGCCAAUCAGAAGGUCAGUGGUUCAAAUCCCUGCAACAAGGUGAGCUCUCGUUGCUCUGUCCCCGCUCCUGCCAACCUAGCAGUUCGAAAGCAUGCCAGUGCAAGAAGAUACAGUAAAUAGGUAUUGCUGCAGCAGUAAAUGGCGUUUUCGGUCGCUCUGGUUUUCGUCACAGUGUUCUGUUGUGCCAGAAGCAGUUUAGUCCUGCUGGUCACAUGAACUAGAAAGCUGUCUCUGGACAAAUGCUGGUUCCCUUGGCCUGAAAGCUAGAUGAGUGACGCAGCCCCAUGGUUGCCUUUGACUGGACUUAACCAUCCAGGGGUCCUUUGCCUCUCUUGAAGCUAACAGCAGCUUCUCGAGGAGAGGGUUUAAUGGAAUCAUGGUUUGGGGUAAAACAUUAACUCCCCCUUGCCACCUGCCAUUCCUCUAUUGUUAAAGGGGGUAAAAUAAACGUGUAAAAUAUACAGUAGUCUUAUAUUCAUUGUCAUAUUUAUUUGCUUUGAACUCUAGCUCAUGGCUGAGGGGAGAUUCAAACAGAGAACUUUUUAAUUUGUAGCUUGGGCUCUUAACCCCUAUAUCAAACCAGACAUGUGGCUUUAGCUUGAUCCACAACUCAGUUCCAGAAACAUGCUUGGAUUCUGAUAAAUAAUGGCUAGUUCCAUAGACGAAAUAUUGGCUAGUUUCCACAUGCCAAAGGGGCUUUCAACUUGAGGUUUUCAACCAAGAGCAUUUGCUGUACUGCUUGAUAAACCUCUUUUGGAACUGAGGUUAGUUUUGAAACCAAUUUGUCACAUGACAGUGGAGACUGCUGUUUAAAAGGAAGUAUGUUAAGAAUCCCACCAAGCAUGCACAAAGCAUAAUUAGAGAAGGUUUUAGAUACAGGUCAUUUUGGGGAAAUUAGGAAGCUGCCUUAUGCCAGAUCAGAUUUUUUUUUGUCCUAUCUAGGCUAGUAUUUCCUACUCUGGCUGGCAGCAGCACAUUACCCAGCAAGCAUCCCAUGAUCCUUUUCUUUUUUAGCUAGAGAUGCCAAGGAUUGAACCUGGUACUUUCUGCAUGCAAAACAUGCACUCUGCCACUGGGCAAUGGGCAUCCCUAUAAAGAUGAAGACCUACUGGGCCAGAUUUAACUAAUAUAUCCUACUAGCAGAAGCAAGUACUUCCACCAGCACAGCAGGGCUCCCCCUAAUCUCUCCAGCUGUUGCAGAGGAUUGAGAGGACCUCCAAAACAGCAUGUGGGGGAAGGAGAGGAGAUCAUUCCAUCAAAUCAAGAACAGCAGACGAAUGUGGAACAGGGUUUUCAGGCCAGUAGGAGCAGCGAGACACAGUCCUGAUUAUUGAAAAUUAAAUAGUGACGACUUGAACUCAAAUGUCCUGAUAUGAACUGCAUCCAUUAUGUGUUCUUUAAAACGGAUUACAUUUAUUUUCACAGCUGCAUGUUGGCUGAUAUUUGUUCUUUCACUCCAACCAGUUAAAGGGGGUCAGUAUGCAUAUAUUAGUCGUUGUGGUGGACAGGAUUGCACAGCUUGUCAAUGUUUUCCUGAGAAAGGUUCAAGAGGUCAACCUGGUCAGAUGGGACCCCAGGGUCCAAUUGGGGCUUUGGGUUUAAUAGGACCCAUUGGUUUGCCAGGAGUAAAAGGUCAGAGGGGUGAUAUUGGUCUGCCUGGGCCAAGUGGACAAAGAGGAAGUAAGGGUCCUACUGGUGUUCCAGGAUUUUCAGGUUUAGACGGUAUACCUGGGUUACCAGGACCUGAUGGACCCAGAGGUAAGCCUGGCUUGGAUGGGUGCAAUGGCUCAAGGGGAGAUCCAGGAUUUCCCGGAGAGGCUGGUCGUAUUGGCCCAAGAGGCUCCUUCGGUAUUCCUGGUCAAAAGGGAGAAAAAGGAAAUUCCAUGUAUGUUUCUCAGUUCGUUAAAGGGCCUCCGGGAGACAGAGGGGAUCCUGGAUCCCGUGGCAUGCCUGGCCCCAGAGGAGAAAGGGGGCCAAGAGGUCCACCUGGAUUUCCAGGCCAACCAGGCAUACAGGGUACUACAGGUCCUCCUGGUUUGCCAGGCGAGCAGGGAAAUCCAGGAAUUGGAGUGGAAGGACAGAAAGGGGAGCCGGGUGAUGUUGGACCUCCUGGGUCUGCAGGGCAGCCUUUAUUAGUUGGACCUCCUGAUUCUCAACUGUUAAAGGGAGAAAAGGGUGUAAAAGGAAUGCCUGGAAAUAUAGGUGCCAAAGGAUUGCGUGGCCGCAAAGGUUCACUUGGAAUUGGAGAGAAGGGUGAAAGGGGGAUUCCUGGCUUUCCUGGAUUGCGGGGGAGUCCAGGUUCUUAUGGAUCGUCAGGAAUUCCAGGAAGCAAGGGUGAAACUGGAAUGGCUGGAUUUCCUGGAGAGGAUGGGCUUCCAGGAAUUAAGGGGGAUCUAGGAGACAAUGGGCUGCCAGGUCCACCAGGACCUCGAGGAACACCACGCCCUGGAAUAAAAGGUCUUCAAGGAGACCCUGGAGAACCUGGACCUCCUGGAAAUGUGGGGGCAGAUGGGUUGACGGGCCCUCCUGGUGCUUAUGGCAGGCAAGGGGAAGAUGGAGCCAGUUUCCCUGGUCCCAAAGGUAUAUUGGGAGUACAAGGGCCUCAGGGCUUUCGAGGUGACCCUGGUCUCCCUGCUGUAGCUGACAUGGCACCAGGAAGGCCUGGCUCUCCAGGGUUGCCGGGUUUUCCAGGAACACCAGGAAAACAGGGCUUGCCUGGACCACCUGGUGUGGCUUGUACUGGGAGAGGGUCUCCUGGACCACCAGGAGCUAAAGGCCAGAAGGGAUCCCCUGGAGAAAGAGGUGCAAAAGGAGAGAAAGGCAAUGCAAGUAGCUGCUUAUGUGGUGCUGGUCCUUGUGGUGCAGCUGGAAUACGAGGUCCGCCAGGUGUCCCUGGAAGAAAAGGAGAAGUAGGGUUACCUGGAAAAUAUGGAAGAAUAGGUGAUCCAGGCUUACCUGGUGCAGUAGGGCCACCAGGUUCCCCCGGAAUACCAGGUCCAUUUGGGUUGACUGGUGAAAAAGGUGAUAAGGGUGACCCAGCUAGAAUAAGAAUAAAAGGGAUAAAAGGACAAAGAGGUCUUCAAGGCGAGCCUGGAUUUCCAGGAAGAAAUGGCAUUGCUGGCAGGAAUGGAGAACUAGGACUGCCUGGUGAAAAGGGUUUUAAGGGGUUUGAUGGAAGAUCUUUGCCAGGUUAUAAAGGAUUUCCUGGUUCCCCUGGACUUCCUGGCUCAAAAGGGCCAAUAGGACCAACGGGUCUUGGAAUUCAGGGUCUGCAAGGUGUCCGGGGUCUGCCUGGAAGUCCAGGAAGCCCAGGUAUUAGAGGACCACCUGGCCCAAAAGGUGAAAAAGGUGCUACUCUUCCUUACACAGCAGCAUACCCUGGGAAUCCAGGUGCACCUGGUUUUAAAGGUAUAUCAGGCCCGAAAGGAUUGAGAGGGCAGCCUGGGCGAGCUGGUCCCAAUGGUUUUGAUGGCUUCAAAGGCCAACAGGGCAAACCAGGAAUACCAGGGAAUCCUGGUCCAGAAGGUUUCAGGGGUGAGACUGGUGAUCAAGGUGCACAAGGUGAAAGUGGUCCAAGGCUGGAUGGUGCUCCAGGGUUGCCAGGUCCUCCUGGCCUUGAAGGUCCAAAAGGCAUUUUAGGUGACAACAGUUAUGGUCCUCCAGGAAUUCCAGGCAACAGAGGUCUUCCCGGUUUACCAGGCCUGCAAGGCUUAAGAGGUGAACCAGGUUUUGCUGGGCUUCAAGGACAGCCUGGCAUCCCAGGAUUUCCAGGAGCUAAAGGUCUCAGAGGUAGAAAAGGUGACAUAGGAGUCACAGGAGGCCCUGGGUCACCUGGUCUGCCAUGUGACAAAGGCUUGCAGGGGCUGCCAGGACCCCCAGGCUCUUUUGGACCACCAGGCUUUCCAGGUUUACAAGGCUUCAAGGGUCCUAAAGGUGAUAUGGGUGCACCAGGCCCAGCUGGAAUGAAAGGCAUGCCUGGGUUUCCUGGAGUACAAGGGCCACCUGGCCUCCCAGGCUUAAGAGGAAAACCAGGUCUUCCAGGGGAAAAUGGAUUGCCAGGCCGCCCAGGGCAAAAAGGGAGCCAAGGGUCCCAAGGCAUGCAGGGUUUCCCAGGACUCCCAGGAAGUGAAGGACAAAUGGGAGCACCUGGUGUGAAAGGUGAAGAAGGACAAGCAGGUCCGCGUGGCCCUCCAGGAGAAUGUGGGUCUAUGGGAUUAAAAGGUGAAAGAGGACCUCCAGGAGAGGAUGGCUGCGUUUUCAUAUUGAAAGAGAAAGGACAAAAAGGGGAGCCAGGCCUUCCUGGUGAUAAAGGCAUCCCAGGAACACAGGGUGAUAAAGGCAACACUGGAUUCAGAGGAAUCCCAGGAUCACCAGGCAGAAGUGCACUUCCAGGUACUCGAAAAGGCGAACCUGGCGAUGCUGGACAGGCUGGUUUUCAAGGGCCUCCCGGUCUCCCAGGACCCGCAGGACUGAGAGGAAUCACUGGCUUUCAAGGACCACAAGGUGACCAGGGUGAACAGGGAUUGCCAGGGAUUCCAGGAAGUUCAGGACUUGAUGGUGCAAAAGGAUCUAAAGGUAACAGAGGUGACCCAGCUGCCUCUUAUGGUCAGCCUGGUAAGAAAGGUCCUGCAGGAGAUCGAGGAUUGCCAGGACUUGAUGGAUUACCAGGGGACCAAGGAAUCACAGGUGUCCAAGGGAGACCAGGAAGACAGGGACCCAAAGGACUAACUGGAUACUCAGGAACACCUGGCUUCCCAGGUAUCCAAGGAGCUGCAGGCGUUCCAGGAGCACCAGGUGAACAAGGUAAUCCUGGUUUUUUGGGAGCUCCAGGUUUUCAAGGAUUACCUGGCAGUCCUGGGAGAAAAGGCCUUUCGGGACCGCCUGGAUUAAAUGGCCUGAAUGGACUACAGGGUCAAAAGGGUUUGCCAGGAUCUCCAGGUUUAAGUGAAAUGGGGCCUGCAGGAUGCAUAGGAGAACCUGGGCCAAAAGGCAACAGAGGAGAACCUGGGCUACCAGGAAUUUCCCGUCCAGGUCCCCCUGGAGAUGCAGGACUAUUAGGUCCUCCUGGCAAGCCAGGUCCUUCUGGGCCUGCCGGUCCUAUGGGACAGCCUUCUGUAAAUAUACUUCCUGGGCUUCCAGGUGACCAAGGCCCUGCUGGAUUAGAUGGUGUUAGAGGUCUCCCUGGCAAACCUGGUCCUCCAGGGAAGACUAUUCUCAUUAAAGGAGACCCAGGUGACUGUGGGGCUUUGGGGGCACCUGGGGUUCCUGGUCCUCCUGGCAAACCUGGACCUAAAGGUAUCACGGGAAAUCAAGGAAGAGAAGGCUCAAAAGGUCCAACAGGAAACCCUGGCCCACAGGGACCUCCUGGUGCCCCUGGAGAGCCUGGAGAUCAAGGUUUGCGAGGAUCAACUGGUCCUUUGGGUCCCAAAGGUGACCCAGGAGAACCUGGAAGUGUUGAUUAUUCCUCAUGUCCCAAGAUUCCAGGGCCUCCUGGUGUAUUGGGCCCAAGAGGAUCACCAGGUGUCGUAGGAUUAAGAGGGCCAGGAGGCUUCCCUGGUCCCCCAGGAGAGAAAGGAGAAGAAGGAUUAUUGGGUCAACAGGGUCCAGAUGGCUUGCCUGGGCCACCAGGACCCCCUGGUGAUGAAGGUAACAUAGGAGAAAAAGGAUACACAGGAUUACAAGGUUUUCCAGGUGAAAUUGGAAUGCCUGGUCCACCAGGGCCUAACACAAGAGCUGCCGGUGGGUUCCUGAUUGUUGUUCAUAGUCAAUCAGAUCAAGUGCCACUGUGCCCAGAGGGAAUGCCAAGGUUGUGGACUGGAUAUAGCCUGCUGUAUCUUGAAGGGCAGGAGAAGGCUCAUAAUCAAGAUCUUGGUCUUGCUGGAUCUUGUCUCCCUGUGUUCAGCACCAUGCCCUUUGCCUAUUGCAAUGUCAAUCAGGUCUGCUACUAUGCAAGUCGAAAUGAUAAAUCUUACUGGCUGUCAAGCGCAGCCCCUUUGCCCAUGAUGCCCCUCUCUGAAGAAGAAAUACAACCUUACAUUAGCAGAUGUGCUGUCUGUGAAGCUCCCGCCCAAGCUGUUGCAAUUCAUAGUCAAGAUCAAUCCAUUCCUCCCUGUCCAUCAAACUGGGGAAGCCUAUGGAUAGGCUACUCAUUUUUAAUGCACACUGGAUCUGGUGACCAGGGAGGUGGACAGUCUCUCAUGUCAACUGGAAGCUGCCUUGAGGACUUCAGAUCAGCACCCUUCAUUGAAUGCCAGGGUCAGCGAGGGACAUGCCAAUUUUUUACCAAUGAAUACAGCUUCUGGUUAAGUACUGUAAACCCAGAGAUGCAGUUUACUUCAGUCCCUCAUUCAGAGACUCUCAAAGAUGAGCAAGAACAACGCCGCAAUGUAGGUAGAUGCCAGGUCUGCAUGAAACAUGGCUAAAAGAAACCUAAUCAGUCAAACCAUGGAACUGUAGUUCUUCCUCAAGUCCCAUCGCCUGUGCAGCGACACUUUUAAGACGCAUUGUGGCUGUGUUAGCUAGAAAUGUAUGUAAAGCUUAAUGUUUUUUAUGAGCCCCAAAGCAUAAGCCAACUUGCAAAGGCCAGCAGGAUGGGAGGGCCAGCCAGUGUGGGGUAAUGGUUAAGUGUGCUGGACAAGGACCUAGGAGAACAGGGUUCAAAUCCAUACUCAGCCAUGAACCUCACUUGGUGAUCUUAGGCCAGUCACUGUCUCUCAGCCUAUCCUACCUCACAGAGCAUUGUGAGGAUAAAAGGGGAAGGGGAAGAACCACAUGCACCCGCUACAACUCACUGGAGGAAAAGGGGUGUGUGUGUGUAAAUGUAGGAAAACAUAAAUAAAUAAAAAACAAACCAUCUCCUGAGUUCUUUUUUGCUGCCAUAGGGAAUAGAUCAUCUAUCACCCUCACCCAUCUUUUUUCCUGGAGCUUUUUACCCUUUAUUUCCCUCUUGUCUCCUUAAACUGCAAGCCUGCAGGCAAGUCCAGUCUUAUGUUUUUAAUAUUGUUUAUACAACACCUCGAUGACUGAGACACUUUAUUGGUAGUAAACUAUUUUUAUUAGGUCUGACCUAGCAGAUUCACGGAUGCAAUUCAUGUAAGCAUGAAAAGCACGCCAGCACGCUUAAGCAAAUUUCUGCCAGGAGGUUGUGACCCUGCCACAAAUAGAGCCAAGUACCAUACUUUUCCAUGUAUAAGACUAUAUUUUUUUCCUAAAUUUUUGAAGUUUAAAAUAAGGGGUCGUCUUAUACACUGAUAGUGCAUGGUGCAUUUUCUUAAUUUUGGGUGAAAAAAAUAUUAGGGGGUGUCUUAUACACAGGAAAAUAUGGUCCUUUCCCCGUGUGGUUGCAUCCUCGGGGAUCACCAUUUGAAUGCUUAUAAAUCAGAGCAAAGAAUGAGAAUACAUAUGAAACAUUUUCUCAUAUGGUGUCAUCUCCAUUUUUACAUGUCAUGUGCGCAUCAUUUACACUUGAGGAGUCUAAUUAAAUUAUACUAACCCUACAGACAAGUCACACUUUUAGACAUCUUUGUAACACAGAGCUGGUCUGUCAACGGGCCUGAUACCUGAAGCCAGCUCCUUGUAGAGCACGUCCUUGGGGAUCCUGCCAUCUUCUAUUCUGUGGACAUGACCAAAAUAGUGUAGGUGUCGCUUAAACAGGAGUGUGACCCUGCUGGGAAUGUGGGCUUGGAAGAGCACAUUGGUGAAGGCAAGAAGGGCUAACAUGGCUUAAAACCAAGCAUUUUGGCCUGGACUGAUAAGUCAACAGGUUCUAAGCAACCACUGCUAUGAUUUUUAUAGCACUAUCCUAUGCAAGGCUAUUCAGAAGUAAGUUCUUCUAAGUUCAACAGGACUUAUUCUUAGGUAGAUGUACAUAGGAAAUAACUCAUAAUGCAGUUACUUCUUGUAAUGUAGAAUACUAUCAUAAUCAAGCUGCAUCGAGAACAGAUUUCCCUAUUCCCCCUCAAGUUCCAACUGGGAAGCAAGGUAAAGUGGACAUUUACUGAACACUGUGCAGUCCUUGGUGACAAGAGGCAACUGACUUACCAGUGCCUACUUUGUUGUUCUGAUUUCCCACCCUUGGAGGAAACUAUCUAAAGAACCCUCCUGUUAAGGUAGCUAAUGAAUGGGUGGACAGCAGCCCUUUGGAGAAGAGCUUGUUUAACUGGGUUUUUCUAUUACUAUACACAGGCAGGUCACUGAGAAGCCAGUCUGAGGAUCUUUGUGUUUUCAUUUAUUUUGAGUUAUUUAUAUCAUUUUAUAUUUUGUCUGCUGCACAGUUAUUACAGCCAUUCAUCAACAGCAAAAUUCCCCUCAAUAAGCUGUUUGGCAAGAAAGGAUGAGCAAUAGGGGGAAUAGAAUACAGCCUCUAAUCCCCUGUGAACAGUGCUGAAAAUCUGACCUAAACUACAAUAUGAUCUUCAAGUCACCAGAUCUACCACACAAUGGGCAUAGUUGGUCUUUGGCCUGAUAUUCAUUGAUUCCCUUUCUGACAAGAAAAAUAAAACAAAGGUGCUAAAAAUAGCUUUCAUGCAUGAAAAACAUUAAAAUGCAGACAACAGGAAAAAUCCCACCUUGCCUGCUUGGAAUAUUAAUUCAACCAACAGGCUAGGUCAGGGGUUCCCAACAAAAUUUUCUCGAGGACCCCUCAUCGAGCCGCUAUUGUGACGAGGACCCCCAUUAAUUCCUAAUCCUAAAAUUAAAAAGUGAGAGCCAAAUUAAGAGUCUUUUUAUAAGAGUCAAGGGAGGAGGGAGGGGAAUGGAGAAGACAGGGUACCUGCGCAGUAGCGCACAAAUGAAGCCAACGCGCGCAAAGCAUCUUGGGGAGGUGAGCGUUAGUAGAAUGCGCACGCUGCCUCUUUGCAAAACAGUAGUGUUUGUAAAGCACCACCUAACGGCAUACAGCAGAACUACUGCCUCAUCUAAUUCUAGUUUUGCGCUAGACU